AUCUGGCGCCUGUCUCUCUAUAUUCCCUUCACUCAUGCAUCCUCUUGCGGGUUGAACCCUUUUCUUGAAGCUCAUCCGACAAGGUGCCUUCGGUUCGUGUGAUAUCUCUUGUUAUUCUCUUGUCGAAUGGACCCAGUUGUGAUUGAGGUCAAUGUCUUUGCUUAAUUCUCUUUUCUUUCACCCCCACUUCUCACCUAUCUCUCUUGCACAGGAAGUGAGCAUGGACGGUCGCUUUUUCUAUUUCAUUUCAUAUCAUUCCUCUUUGCUUUUGCGCCCCCACCCCUCCCCCCCUUUUCUUCUUCUUCCUUUUCUUUUCUUUGUGUUUCUUUACUAUCUUCACUGGCGUUGUGUCUUCGCGGAUUGGAACUGCCGAGGCGAAUCAUUAUCGUCCCAUAGAGGGCUGGUUGUUAGACUUUGUGCUUUAUCCCAAUGCUCCAUCUUUUUACCUAUUGCUAUUGGGAUGAUUUUCUUUUCCCUUUGCCUUUUUUAUUUCUCUUCUAGUCUUGAUUUUCUUCUUUCUUGCGGGGGUUCAUCUGGCUUGGAGCAAGCCAAGCCAUUUUACAUUUUACCACUCGGCUUGUUCAUUCUUUUGUUUGUUUUAUAUCCGUCACUAAUUGUAUUCAGGACGGCAGAGUUGAGUAGAUAGCUUUUGAAUGGAUCAACGACUGCUGUUGUUGCGUUUGAUAUGAUCGCGUGCGCAUCUGACGUCAGAGGGUUGAUAGUCCGCCAUAGAUAAGAUAGGGGGAUGGAAAUCGACUCCGUGUGGAACCCACCACCACUUCGCCUUUAGCAGAGGGGAAUUAAGAGCCCCAUGGCAAUAAUACUAGGCU
Messenger RNA from Aspergillus candidus, 830 nucleotides. RefSeq lists its product as uncharacterized. NCBI's taxonomy places the organism in Eukaryota, Fungi, Ascomycota, Eurotiomycetes, Eurotiales, Aspergillaceae. The coding region runs from base 152 to 646 and encodes 164 amino acids. The record is from RefSeq and is a predicted model, not a curated record. The transcript has a single exon.